GCGUUCCUCUCUCGUUCUGGACUACAACUCCCAGGAUCCUCCAGGAGGGCAGAAAGGGACCCCCACGUUCAAUGCACGUGGCUUCAAGCCUUGGGCAGACGUUCCUACUCAACCGUCGGAGCUGUGGCAAUGGCCCCCGCCAAGAGCAAGGAGAAGAAGGCCAAGCGGAGCCACAAGGUCCUGAACCUGCAGGAGAAGCUGGAGCUGAUCCAGCUGAGCGAGUCGGGGCUCUCCAUGAGCGAAAUCGGGCGGCAGCUGGCCGUCCCUCGCUCCACGGUCAGCACCAUCGUGAAGAACAAGGCCAAGGUCCUGUCCGAGAUCAGGAACGCCACUCCGAUGCACGCCAAGGUCAUCCGGAAGCAGGGCAGCCUCAUCGCCGAGAUGGAGAAGGUCCUCCGCGUCUGGAUCCAGGAGCAGGCUGGCCGCAACGUCCCCCUCAGCACCCGCCUCAUCCAGGCCAAGGCCCUGAGCCUCUUCCACAAAAUGAAGGCGGAGAAGGGGGAGAUAGCGGCGGCAGAGAAGAGCUUCCAGGCCAGCAAGGGAUGGUUCAACCGCUUCAAGGCCAGGUCCAACCUGCGUAACAUUUGCAAGGAGAAGCCGCCUGCGCAGGGACCCGGUUUGCAAGGAGAAGCCGAUGGGGUGGACGCCGCAGCCGCAGCCACGGAGAUGUAUCCCGCAGAGCUGGAAAAGAUCAUAGAAGACGGUGGGUAUACCAAACAACAGGUAUUCAAUGUUGACGAAACGGCCCUAUAUUGGAAGGGAAUGCCAGCCAGGGUGUUUAUAGCGAAAGAAGAGGAGUCUGUGCCUGGAUUCGAACCCACGGAAGAGAAGCUGACGCUUUUGCUGGGGGCGAAUGCGGCCGGCGACUGCAAGCUAAAGCCGAUGCUGAUAUACCAUUCAGAGAACCCCAGGGCCCUUAAGAACUAUUUAAAGUCCAGCCUUCCCGUUUACUACAAGAGCAACGCCAACGCCUGGAUGACGGCUGACUUGUUUGCGACGUGGUUCUCCGAUUACUUCAAGCCUACGGUUGAGGCUUAUUGCAGGGAACAGAGCAUCCCCUUCAAGGUCCUUUUGCUUGUGGACAAUGCGCCAGGCCACCCUCGCGCGCUGGCCGACUCCUUCAAGGAAAUCCAAGUCGCCUUCAUGCCGGCCAACACGUCUUUCUCACUGCAGCCAAUGGAGCAAGGUGUCAUUUCUGCCUUCAAAUCUUAUUAUCUCAGGAGGAGUUUUGCAAAGGCGGUAGCCGCAAUAAGCGAUUAUGUUUCUGAGGGGCCAAAGCAAAACAAACUCAUAGCUUUUUGGAAAGGCUUCACUAUUUUGGAUGGCAUUAAGACCAUUAGAGAUGCCUGGGAGGAAGUCAGAGACACCACUUUGAGAGGUGUUUGGAAGAAGCUCCUUCCCACAUUCGUGGAUGGUUUCGAAGGCUUGGAGGAUCCAGUGGAGGAAAUCAUUUCGGAUGUGGUUCAGAUGGCAAGGGAACUAGAACUGGAAGUCCACCCUGAAGACGUUGCAGAAUUCCUCAGGCCGCAUGACGAAGUCCUAAUAGAUGGAGAUUUUCUGAUAUCCGAAGGGCAGAGAAGGUUUUUCAGAGAACAGGGAUCCCUGCCUGGCGAAAUGGCUCAGCCCAGGGUACUGACCACUAAAGAACUGGAAGAAGGGAUCGCCAAAGUGGAGGACGCCAUUGCAUUUUGGGAAAGGGUGGACCCCAAUUUCGAGAGGAGCUCCAAAGUCAAUAGGGGCUUGCAAAACCAAAUAGCCUGUUACAGAGAACUCCUUAGAGAAAGGCGAAGGAUGUCAAUGCGGCAAACAUCCUUGCUUUCCUGUUUCAGGGCGCCACCUCCCCAGUCCUGGUUAGUCACCCCCUAUAACCCUUCAGAUUCAGAGCCCUCAACGUCAAUGGGCGAAUCGACCCCUGGGAGGUCCCCCUCAAAAUCCCCCUCCGGAAAAAGAAUGAGGUUGAAUGAGAUAAAGUACGAGAUUGAAGUUUCCAUUGAUGAAGCCGAACUAUCUCCUUCUGACUUUCUUGAAUAAAUCACUAUCUUUCAUCCACGUAUGUAAGAAUCAAAAUAUUUAAAGAGAGAAGAGCAGCCAGGCACAGCAUCAUUGUUCCUGGGUCCAGCGGCUGGCGAAAGACCCUCCUUCCGUGUUCCAAUUGCCUUUGCUCUGGCAUUUGAGGGAGAGAAGAGCAGCCAGACAUAGAACCACCAUUCAUGGACCCAGUGGUUGGUGAGAGACCCUCCCUCCAUGUUCCAACUGCCUUUGCUUUGGCCUCUGAGGGGGAGAAGAGCAGCCAGUAUCUGCUGAACUUAAUCCCCAUCCCACUGCCAUCCCCUCUUCUUGGUAUGUCAUGUCUUUUUAGACUGUAAGCCUGAGGGCAGUGGACUGUCACAUUUGUAAGCUGGUUUGGCAGCCUUUUUGGCUGAAGGGUGGGGUAUAAAUGCUAUCUUCACCAGCAAGGGCUCCUAUUCAGCUUUUUUUGGAGAGGUUCUCAGAAGGAUUGUUCCUCCAGUGGCAAGUUGGUGGCUUCCAUAUCAGUGGAAGAGGCAAACCUGUUCUGGGUUUGGCUCUAUACUUUCACCGAAGGACUCAACAUGGCCAACCUUCCCCCCGUCCCCCCAUAGGUUCAGCAAACUAAGAAGCUCUUUUAAUGUUUGUACAAGAAUCCACACAGGUUUGCUAUCAUCCUAUUGACAAAGAAAGAGCAGUUGCAGCUGCAGCCACAUUAGCAAGCCCUCCUCAAGAGCUUCCAUCUUUACCUCUUGCAGGACGGCUGGGGCCCACUUGCCCAGGCUGCUGUUGGCCGGAUCUGGGACAUUGGGCCAGAAUUGUGUCUUCAUCCUAUAGGACACAAAAGAGAGAAAUGUGGUGAGUGGGUAUCCCAGGGUCCAAAUCGGGGGGUUACAGGUGGGCAAGCUUUUGGCCCCCAUCUCUCCUUGGGUGGCAUAUAGCAAUGAGUGAUGAGUCAGAGCUGUGAACUGUUUAGUAGCUGCUGGUGGCUGCAGUGUUAGUGGGUUGGUGUAGCCAUUCCAGGUUUUGGCUAAUGCCAAGGAAACUGUCCUAAGAUGCUAAAUGCAAGUCACUAGGUCCAGCACUCUGGAGAGGUAAUCCCUUAAUGAUGGGGUUUAGUGCCUUGGGCAACUCUUUUAAAGCAUAAGUUAAAAUCUGGAGAUUUUAGCCACUGCCAGGAGACAGUGGGCUUGACCAGGUCUAUUGUCACCCCUGCCCCAGGCAAUGCCUUCUCUCAGAUCCAUCCGCUUGUGACCAAAGCAUGCAAAAUCUUUUACCACCUGCAAAAGUAGAUAGUUGUUACAAGGCUAUUCUGCUCAAUCGUGGUAGGGACCAUUCCAUUGAAGCUUCAUUCCCUGGUUUGUUGAGCAGGCCCAUUCACAAGGAAAGAAGCCACCAGGUAUAUCUCAAACCUUGGUGCCAGCGGGGCAUUUCCUCUCCAACUUUGUGAGUAUGUGCUUUUAAGUUGCCUGCUGACUUAUGGUGACCUCAUGAAUUUCAUGGGGUUUUCUUAGGCCAGGAAUACUCAGAGGUGAUUUUGUCAGUUCCUUCGUCUGAAAUAGAGCCCACCACACCUGGGAUUCUCUCAUGGUCUCCAAUCCAAGGAACCAACUAGGGCUAACCCUGCUUAGCUCCCAAGAACAGACAGGAUCUGGUGUCUUUUUGCAAGUUAAAUAGGUUAAAUAGUGGAUUUGCAGGAAGGAAGUUCCUCCGAAAGAGUUAAAGUCCCCGUUCCUGUUGUGAAUUUUGAUCCAUCACAACAACCCCUCUCAUCAACUCUGUUUGCAUUUGUAUAUUUUCCCCAUGCCUUGUCUACCUAAUGUUCUUCCUAACUAAUUCUGUUUUGCUUUUGUAUUAGGAUUUUAUUAUGGUUUCUGACCAGUGGAAUACAAUUUCCUUACCAAAACUGUUCCCUUAUGGAUCACUGUCCUCAAGUCUUUUCCCUAAGUACCCCUCUGUACCUCUUUUUCUGUUUGGGAGGUAGGUGGGUGGUGACCCAAACAGUAGAGCCCAGCGCUCUGCUUCCCUAGCAGUCCAUUUGCAGCGUGUAACUCCUUCCAACACUCACCGUUUG
Molecule: messenger RNA, 4081 nt
Organism: Sceloporus undulatus (fence lizard)
Lineage: Eukaryota; Metazoa; Chordata; Lepidosauria; Squamata; Phrynosomatidae
Product: tigger transposable element-derived protein 1-like
Exons: 3
Coding region: 130-2031 (633 amino acids)
Cellular component (GO): nucleus
Molecular function (GO): DNA binding
Source: RefSeq, a predicted model, not a curated record